Molecule: messenger RNA, 2692 nt
Organism: Gavialis gangeticus (Gharial)
Lineage: Eukaryota; Metazoa; Chordata; Crocodylia; Gavialidae
Gene: AGPAT1
Product: 1-acylglycerol-3-phosphate O-acyltransferase 1
Exons: 6
Coding region: 630-1547 (305 amino acids)
Biological process (GO): phosphatidic acid biosynthetic process
Cellular component (GO): endoplasmic reticulum; membrane
Molecular function (GO): 1-acylglycerol-3-phosphate O-acyltransferase activity
Source: RefSeq, a predicted model, not a curated record
GUCCACCUGGAACAAGGUGUCUCAGACAUAAAUCCAGUGCCAACACCUACUACAUAGAGAAACUAAUUGUUUUGAUUCUGAGACAUUCAAACCCUGGGGAAAAGGGAGGUGUAGUGAUGGUAGAAACUGUGAAGUGAGAACCAAAGUUCCUGAGCACACUGCAUGCAGGGACAGAAGAAGGCUGGAGGUAAGAUGGCAAACAGGUAGAGAGCUACAUGGGCUAGGCCCAUUGCUUAUGUAUUUACAAGCUGUUAUAAGUUAACUAGGAGACUAAAGCUAAUAGAAGUGUCCUAUGUCCUCCUUCAUGCAUGCUUCACAGGUACUGUAAUUUCUUGCAUACCACACACAUCGGAAUAAGACAUGGACCUUGUUUUUGAAAGGUGGAAUGCAGAAAAAAGAUUGUUCCUUGAGAAUACGAGAACAACAGUACUUCCACAGAGAAACAUAGGCAGGGGACAGGGAAAGAGGCAAAAAACUGUGGUUGAUUUGUUAGUCCUGUAACUGCAAGAUGCUGCAGGCUAUGCUGGCUGAGCUAAACUGCCCAGCCCUUCUUCCCUACUUGAGCUGAGCUGGGCAGAAAGCCAGUAUUACUUGCCAGAUUAGCUAAAGAAUGAUUGCUGGAUGGGCUCAUGGGGCACUGGGGCAUGCACAGGCAGCUCCCAGCCCAGAUCCUUUGCCCUGUACUGUAUCAAUCCCUUGCAGAUUUGGGAGGACUCCCUCUCCUCCUGCCUCUGGAUCUCAUGGAGCUGUCCCUUGUUCUGGGGAACCUGCUUAUUCUGAUCCUGACUGGGCUGCUAAUGUACUACUACAGUGCCACGUUCAGGUACUACACCAAGGUGACUGUGCUUGAUGGAUACCUCAUCGCCAUUUCCAUCGUCUCCCUGCCAUUCUUUGUCGCUCAUGGACGUACUGUGGAAAAUAUGAGAAUUAUACGUACCGUGAUGUGUCCCAUCAGAUACUUGCUUGGCAUCAAGGUCAAGGUGCAGGGGAAGGAGAACCUGGACAUUGAGGGGCCCUAUGUGAUUGUUGCAAAUCACCAGAGCAACGUGGACUUUAUUGUGAUGUUUGAGGCACUGCCAGAGCGCUGCGUGACUGUUGCCAAGAAAGAGAUUCUCUACAUGGGGACAUUUGGCCUGUGCUGUUGGCUCUCCAAGUUCAUCUUCAUUGACCGCCGUAAGACAGACCGUGCCAUCAGUGUCAUGUCAAAGGUGGCGCAGACCAUGCACCAGGAGGACUUGCGAGUUUGGGUGUUCCCUGAAGGCACCAGGAGCUAUGGUACCACCAUGCUCCCCUUCAAACAUGGGGCCUUCCACCUGGCUGUGCAGGCCCAGGUGCCUGUGGUCCCCGUGGUGUUAUCAUCCUACAGCACCUUCUUCAACAGAGAGAAGAAGAGGUUCACAACAGGUGAAUGCACCAUCCAGAUCCUGCCACAUGUGCGGACCCAGGAGCUGGGCCCAGAUGAUGUCCCAAGGCUGACAGAGUGUGUGCGGCAGACCAUGCUCACCACCUUCCAGAAGACGUUGGAGGAUGCUAGGGAACAUACAUGAGCCAGAGGAUGACAUCUACACCCUGCACUCAGCUCCUGAUGAUGACAGACCCCCACACUCACACCUAACUCCUAACAGUGACUCGCUGUCCCAGCAUCAUCCAGUUGGGAUGCAGGAGGAUUGGGACUGCUCUCAGUAUCUCUGCUUAUCUGAAAUGUAUGGGUCUUUAGAGCACAGCAGGCCUCCUGAAUUCCCCUCACUCACCCCACUGGAAAUCGGUGGAGCUGCUUUACCCUCUCUGCUCCACCUGGAUUGGCCCCUGGUGUCCCUGGGAGAACACAACAGCCCCCUCUACACCCCAGAGCCACUUCCAGCCCUGUCCCAAGGGAGGAGAGGCAAGAUGAAUUUGGCUGGGAAUUUCAGGACCCCUAAGGAAGCAACAUAAAAAUCCAGUAGGAGCAUGGUUACCACGAUCACAAGGGAAAAUGCAGUAGGAGCUCAGUUACCAUAAGCAAAAGGGAUGUUUAGUGUGAGGCCUGAUCCAAAGCAGCUUCAACAAACUUUGUUCCAGUGUCGUCUAAUGCCUCUUUCACUCCCUGGGCACACUGACAGGGGUGCACCAUGAUAACCCAUUAAACAAGGGUGGGACUUAUUCUGAGCACCCAGGCUCAGUGCUGAGCUCAAUCUGGCCUCUUCACUCUAGCUCCUUUAUUCCAGCUGUGAAGAAAUUGUGACCUGCUCAUCUAGCUGGUUUGCAGCUCAGCAUCAUAGCAUCACAGGCUGGAAGUGUCCAGAUUGUCUAACAGGAUUUCCUGUUCCCAAACCAUCCCCAGCCUCUUCUUGAAAAUCUCCUGUGUAGAAAAGUGCAUUGCUGCCCUGGGCAGCUUCUUCCAUUGUCCUACUGCUCUGGUAGUUAGGGGUCUGUUCCUGAGAGUCAACCUAAUCUGCUUUGCAGCAGUCUAAAUUCACAGCAUCAUGUCCUACCCUCUGCCAUGACAGAAACAAUUUUCUGCCUCUGCUUUAUAGCAGUCUUACAAAAAAUCAAAUACCAUUCUUGGUUCCUUUUUUCCCAGCUAAGUAUGCCCAGGUCCUUCAAUCUUUCCUCGUGCAGCCUGUAGUCACCCUAACUCACUUCUAAAGCUCACCUCAGGAUCCUCUCUAGUUUCACUAGGACUUUCUCAAAGUGGAAUUAUAGAUUAUAUUGA